This is a messenger RNA of Conger conger (European conger), 2839 nucleotides long. It is a transcript of the gene sycp2l, whose product is annotated as synaptonemal complex protein 2-like. The record is from RefSeq and is a predicted model, not a curated record. NCBI's taxonomy places the organism in Eukaryota, Metazoa, Chordata, Actinopteri, Anguilliformes, Congridae. The transcript is spliced from 33 exons. The coding region runs from base 167 to 2659 and encodes 830 amino acids.
AUGUAAAAACGAAUGUUAUUCAUGUUGUUUUACCAAGCGCGCUGGUCUUUCUGUUUUGCUGGCUUCGAUCGACCUGGGCGGCGUGUUCAUUAGAAUCACCUGUGAAUGAAGUAGUCUAACCUGCAAUAUUUCCAAGCGACUUGAAAUGUAAACAGGGAAACACGUUAUGAAUCUCGAAACCACUCUAGGGGAGGCAUUUGCCAACACCAAUGUUCAGGCGAUUGUUGGUGUGCUUCGUGAGGAAAAAGCCUUUAAGUCCGCGGUCAACAGGCUGGACAAAGUUUGUAAUAAGGAGCUGGACAGAAAUGAAUUCAGAAACAUCUCGCUGGUUUUGAGAGCGGUGGAAAGUUUGUGUGAAAGUGAUGAGGAGGCUGUCCACUCGUUUGUUCAGCAAGGUCUGGUGGUGAAGAUGUUGGGGUGGUUUGAAAGGGCCACUGGCUUCCUACGAUUGGAGGAAAUGAAGUCAGUUAAAGGCCUGGCUAAUCUCAUCGAAGAGUUUUAUGAUGUUUCCAUGAGCAUCUGUCGGAUGAGCUUGGAAGGAAAAGGGCAAAUCCAGGAUGUGUUUGUGCUGAAGUUUGGAAUGCUGGUGAUUGACGGCAACAUUUCCUUUACCCUGCGAUUGGAGGCUAUCAGAACGAUUAACUCAAUCCUUGACAGGGCAACCAAAGAGGAGAGGAAGAAGUUCACCCUGUCUGAUGAUCACUGCUUACUUCUCCAGGAGUUUGCUAAAGUGGUUCUCAGCGUGGGUGACUAUGAAAUGCAGGUGGCCAUCUCAGAAGCCCUGUGCCGCAUGACCGUGAGGAAAUGCAGAGAAGAGCUGGUCUACAAGUGGUUUUCCAAUCCCGCAUUUGGCGAUUCCUUUAAGGCAAUAAAUGAUAGAGAAUUUGAGACUCUGCAUUGUUAUCAUGCUGUCUCUUCUACAAAGGAUUGCAGAAAGUUUUUGAAUGAAGUCAAUAACUCUUUUGGAGAUGAAAGAAGAGUGGUCACCUUUCCCUGUGUGAAAGCUUUUCUGGACUUGACAGAGCUAUUCAUGCCAGAUGACAAGAAUCUCGACAAGUUCUGGAUUGAUUUCAACAUUGGCACUUCCUGCAUCAGUUUCUUUGUGAAUGAUCCCGAGGGUACACUUUGGGAAUCAAUUAAUCUGCCAAAAACAGCUGUCAGUGGAUAUAAUGUGCUAGGAUGUGAUGAGCAGAAAAUAUUGACAGUCCAAAUGGCCAUUCCUGUCUCUCACAGCAAGGCAAAAGGGAGAUCAAUUCAGAUUAUUUUCGAUGCUCAGUAUGACAUUGGGAGUGCUGUCAAGAGGGCAUUUGGCGAUAAACAAUGGCAAAGGGUGCAGUCUGAAGAACAUCCCGCAUUAGUCGUCAGCGAAACGCCAGCAGAAGAAUCCCAAAAUGUCCAGGAAGCCGUACCAUGUCCCUCGACUUCAGUAACUACAGAGCAAGCUGAUGUGGCACCUGUUGGACAGAGAGAGAAACCUGAGGCAACAUCAUUGCCCGAGAGGGCAGGUACCUUUCAGCUGGACGAUCACUCUGACACAGAGGUGGUGAGGGCAAAGGCCAGGCUCUUCAGCCAUUCAGCAUCAUCAAACGGGGCUGCAUUAUCUACCCCAGUCACUGGAGAGAAGCAGAAGGAAUCUCAGAAGAUCAGACGCACUAGGGCAGCUUCUGAGAGUGACGGCAGUGUGUCCCAGGGCGAGCGUGGCUUUCAGCGGAGAGGAUCUGACCGCUUCGAUUACACCAGAAAGAAGCUGAAAACCAAAGCCACCCUGAAGAUCCUCCCUCUGUCAUCUGCCAGCAGUACUGAGGAGCCAGAUGUCGUCAAGCACUCGACACCAACUCUAAAGUCACUGGAAAGGGAAGAGGAAGGUGAACUCACUAAGAGAACGCCUUUCCCAGCAUCCAAAGACCAACGUUUGGAUAUUUCAGCUAUACCAACAUUUCCAGGCCUUGACUCAGGCUUUCCGGAAGAGACCGUGUUGAACAGUUCUGGGUUUUCUUCGGUUGGCCAAGAUAAAACCAGCACAAAGGAUCCAAAAUCUAGCAAGGUGACAUCAUCUCCUCUUGCAGCAAAAAGGAAAACUGAAUUAACAGCGCCAGUUUUGGGCCUGGCACCAGAGAAACGGCAGGUUCUGCAGGCGGAGGGCCAGCCCAACCUUGGCCUUAAACCCAGAAAACUCUUCCCAUCCAGCCCACCGAGGCCAACCACUGACAAGGCAACCACAAUGUUACCUGAAGACACCGAAUCAGAGACAGAGAUGGGUUCUGCUGUCGUCACUGCCUUUCAGACCUUUAAAAAUCAACUGAGAGAGCACUUCUCGUCCAGAUAUAAGAAAAUAGAAUCUCGAUCCCUGAAGUCCCUCACUGACUGUCAGAAUCAUGUGACUUCAUUACUGGGCACUGUACACAGACACAGGCUACUGCACUUGGAGAGGUUCCAGGCCACGGUGGUGAAUGAGUUGAACAACCUGGAGCGUGACUGCCACUCACUGAAGGAUAUUGAGAAGGAAACUGUGAACUUUUGGAGGACAGAGUCACAGGCCGUGGCAUUGUUCUGUGACAAGCAGCAGAGAAGAUUACGGUCAUUAGAAUCCCUACGGAAGGACUCCAAAAGCAGAACAGCAGAAGAGGAUGUGGCAUCAUCUUCACAGACAACUCGAUAGGAAAUGACCACAGGUGGCAAGAGCAUCAAAAUGCCCUCUUAAAAAAAAACAACAAAUAAAAACAUUCAAUACUGAAAUUUGACAUUAAAAUUGAAUUUGGGACAGUCAUAGCCUCUUUGUUCCACAAAAAUUACUUGUAUUAUUUGCUGCAGAAAUACAAUACUGUAUAUCUUGCAAAAA